CCACCACCCGUUAACCCACCUUACUACCUUAUCAGCUUAUCCACUAAAAAGUUCCCAAUCCAUAAAUCCAUGUUCAACCAACUAGAUGAGUUCUCCACUGAAAAGAUUCAAUGUGAAGCCUUCAUGAAAUUUUUAUUGGCAGCAAUUCCAACCGUGGAAUCGGAAUCUCAUCUCACGUAUAUGCUUGACUGGUACAACUAGCACAACUUGGAUUGCUGGUUUUGCAUUGACAGAGGCAAAUUCCUCAACUCUAGCCACAUUUUAAGACAAGACAGCAACUAACAGCACGUGGAUAUCACACGGCAGCGUGUUGAUUUUGCUUGGUUAACUGGUUCUCAUCACACACUUGAGUAACCAUUUAUUGCAUUACUAUUCCCACCCCUUACUGAUUGACUUUAUUUACCUUUGUCUCUACGCCUUGCCUUUACCUCACCUUUACUCACCUUUGCCCAAUGUCUUCCACCGGGAACGCGUCAGCCCAACGAGUUCCAGCAUGGAAACGAUUGGGCCUUAAGCUUAAGGCUGCAUCUGAAGAGAGCCAGGACGCUACCUUACAUACCGGUACCGUUACUCCGUCUGUGGCCAACCAUCAUCGGGAAAAGCCUGCCGGGCCUAUCAAUGCCAAUGCGAAGAGGAAAUCUUCUGGCGUUCCUGCAUUAGACCAUUCGGCAAAAAAGCCGAAACGAGACAACGCUCAAAGCCAGACUGCUUCCACUCAUUCACCACCGAAAAAAACAAAAUCUGUUUCGUUCGCUGCCGAGUCCACCCAACAGGCCGGGUCCGCAGUAACGAAGAACGGCACACAAGUCACAAACAAACAAAAACAGUCACCUAAGAAAGCCUCUGCUGUUCCUGCAAAGCCGGCCAAGAAGCAAGCUGCUGUCAACUUGGAGCCGGCGCUUGCGUACUUACGACAGUGGCACACAUCCAAGGACACCUGGAAGUUCAACAAAAACCACCAGACCAGGCUGCUGGAACAGGUCUUUGCCGAUGAGACUACUAUACCGGCAGCUGAUAUCAACAUGUUCUACGAAUAUAUCCGGGGUCUGAAGGGAGCUGUUAGAACGAGAUUAAGGGAGCUUGCAUCUGGCACUAAGGCGCAGGAUAUGGAAUUAGAAUCACAAGGUUUCCCUACCUCUAACAAGGAGAUGGCUGAGAAAAGGCAGAGGGAAUAUGAGGAGAUCAUUGCGGCUUUUCUACGUCAGCCAAGGAUAACAGGAAAACGACGUUUUGACGAAGUAGACUAUGUGUUACGAACUUCUGACAUAGAAAUGCAACGCCGGGUUGUUAAGCGGAUGCGUUGUGAGAACGUGCUGGAUGAAUUGUCUGAUAGCGAGACCGAGACAGUAUCACCAACUACGACCACCGCCGAGGAGUCAGAGGGAGCUACUAGCGAAGGAGCUACGGUUGCGACUGAGGAUGUUCAGCGACUAAGACUGAAUGAUGGCCCCCCACAAAGGGUCAAGCGGAAGAGAAAGACGCGGACGGCAGUCGUUGACGAAGAUACAAGUUCAGAAUCUGACUCUAGCUCCGAUUCUGAUUCUGAUUCCAGCGAUAGUAGCAGCUCUGAUGACGGAUCAGGGAACGAGGUAGCGCAACCCCAAUCGCGUGCGGGCGAUGCCGACACUUCUUCUAGCAGCUCUUCGUCGGAAUCCGAAUCCACUUCCGAUGAUUCAGAUGACGAUUCCGAGGAUGACGAUUGAUAGGACUCGAAAAUCCCAGGUGUAUUGCAACCCAUCACAAUAAUAGAUAGACGCGCACGUUCUACGCACAGGAUACCCAA
Molecule: messenger RNA, 1783 nt
Organism: Daldinia caldariorum
Lineage: Eukaryota; Fungi; Ascomycota; Sordariomycetes; Xylariales; Hypoxylaceae
Exons: 1
Coding region: 453-1703 (416 amino acids)
Source: RefSeq, a predicted model, not a curated record